This is a messenger RNA of Leptidea sinapis, 4413 nucleotides long. RefSeq names its product transcription factor Ken (gene ken). Gene Ontology annotation, biological process: regulation of transcription by RNA polymerase II. Gene Ontology annotation, cellular component: nucleus. The record is from RefSeq and is a predicted model, not a curated record. Gene Ontology annotation, molecular function: protein binding; DNA-binding transcription factor activity; RNA polymerase II cis-regulatory region sequence-specific DNA binding. Lineage: Eukaryota; Metazoa; Arthropoda; Insecta; Lepidoptera; Pieridae. The transcript has 5 exons. Bases 308 to 2071 code for a protein of 587 amino acids.
AUGCGUUUCGUUAUAUAGGCGAAUAGCGUUGCGCGCGUCCGCCGUCGACUAGUUACUGUGUUACUGGAACCCGCGCGAGAGGUGGCCUGCAAGGACUGAGCGCCGCUAACCUUUUUUUCUGUGCGUGCGAUGUUUUCACUUUCGUCAUUUUGACCGGGCCAGGCCAGUUUGAUUUGACGUCGCUGGCGCACAGACGUGCCGGGGCUCGGACAUUGUGAAAUCCUGUGAUCGCUGUUGGAUUGUUGUUGUUGUUACAAUAUUGUUUUGUAUCAUUUUGUGAAAGAUAUGGCUGUGAUGUAGUGUUAAUAUGUUCGACACCAACUUCCUUUUAAAUUUUUACAAUGAGAUUGCGAAUAGAAGUGCACUACAGUUGGCAAGCGCUGGAAUGAUGGGAGAGGGAUUGCUGACUCUCACAUACGGCAAGCACCACGCCUGCAUCCUAAACGAAGUGGGCGCGGCGUGGCGCGGCGCCCGCUACUCCGAUCUGGUGCUGAUCUGCGAGGACGCCGUGCCGCUCGCAGCGCAUCGGAUCGUCAUGGCUGCAGCCAGCCCCCUCAUCAGAAAAAUCCUGGAUGACACCCCAUCAGUUGAGAAUCCGGUGACAAUACACAUGUCAGGAAUCAAUAGCACUUUGAUGAAGCAUCUCUUGGUGUUUCUAUAUAGCGGCCAGGCAUACAUUGAGUCGGGAGAGAUCGAUGAUAUGCAAGAGUUAUUUGAACUCUUAGAAAUAAAAUCAGAUGUUUGGAAGUCUACUAAAGAACGCCAACAAGCUGAAGAAAGGAACCGAUCAUGUGACAGAUUAAAAGCAAAAAGGACUGAUAUUAACAGCAACGAGAGCAGUAAACAUGAUGCACCUUCAGGAUCAUCACAUUCCGAAAGUGAAAGGGUUACGCCUAGCGCAGGCUUUAGCAGGGAGAAGGAGAGGGGAGAAUCUGAAUCCUUAAGUAUAAAGAAAGAGAGCAUGUCAACCAGCAGUACUGAUGAAAGAGAUGAAGAUGACGCGGAAGGUGAUAAGGAGUGCGGCAGAUUAUCAUCGCGCAGACGGAGUUCCUCAAAUCCUGUUAAUCUGUCUCUUGGCAGAAACGCUGAAACGACUGGUAGUGAACAUGAUGAUUCGCAAGAUUUGGAUGUUGAAACAGUUGCCGCAAAGAAUAUUGAACGAAGACGGUCUACAACGUCGAGUCAAGAGGAUCCGCCCCCUGAAACUGGUUACCGGAGGCAACUACUGAAUGAUAGACUGGGAAGGGGCAUUGAGAGAACAAAAAGAAAAUCACAUUACUUGGAACCACCCGAAAUGGACUUACGGACCGUUAAAUUAGAGGAGUAUGCUCAUCUAAAACCACCAGAUCAAGAUCUUAUGUCACUCGUGCAAACAUCGCCAGAAAAUUAUGUUGUAACACCCCAUCGUAAGCGGAGACCAGGAUUUCACAAUUCCCCCUCACAAAACCCUCCAUUCGUUUCGUUUCCUCCCAGUUAUCUUGAAGAAAUGGCACAUUUACGGUACGCACAAGGCCCUGGCGUGGCUGCAGUAGCUCGACUUGGAGCUCUACAUCCACUAAGUGCAUCAGCGCCCCCAUUCCUUCCAGAGAGAAGUACUACUCCUCCAUUAGCAGCACAUGAUGACACACUUAAAUAUCGACCUCCAAGUGCGGGUUCUUGGGGUCCUUGGCUCUGUCAACCACAAAUGGGCGGGGAUGACACCCCAACUGCCGAACAUGAACAAGGUUCUAGCAAACAGGCACCAGUCAGAGAAUACCGAUGCGAGUACUGCGGUAAACAGUUUGGAAUGUCUUGGAAUCUCAAAACACAUCUCCGCGUGCAUACAGGUGAAAAGCCAUUUGCGUGUCGUCUUUGUGUAGCUAUGUUUAAACAAAAGGCACAUCUACUGAAACACUUAUGCUCGGUCCACCGGAACGUGAUAUCAUCGAGCGAGAAUGACGGCCGAACGAAUACUCCAGGUCGGUUCAAUUGUUGUUUCUGCCAGUUGACUUUCGAAGCGUUGCCGGAACUAAUCCGCCACCUUUCCGGGCCGCACAAUAGCCUUCUACUCAGUAAAAAUUUACAUGAAUGACGCCCGUGUGCCUCGUCAUCGUGACAUUUGUCGCGCGUUCUAUUGGACUUUGAAAUUUCUCUCUUUGAGAGUGCAAUUGUGAUAUGUGUUAAAGGUUAUUUAGAAUUAGUUAUUAGUUUGUAAAGUUACAAUAUCGCAGAGCGAUACUCAAACAUUCGUAAAGAAACGGAUGUGGUGUUAAUGAACAAGAAAGGAUAACGUAUGCCGAAUGGGUCCAAUCCUUUAUAAUUUGUUUAAAAAUUAUAAUUUGGGACCAAUAUCUUCCGAUCUAGUAUUUAUUUUAAAAUUGUAUUUGAUUAGAAUAAAUAUUAUUUAAAGCCACCGACACAUUAAUUCCUUAAGCAUAGAAAAUAGACGAAAUUUGUCUUAGAAAAGUUGCGACGUAGAUAAGUACAGGCGAAUAGACAUCCCAACAACUACCUCUUAAGUUAAAUCGAGACAUUGUGGAACUUACAGGUGAUGUCACUGUUCGGCUUAUUCAAUGCAUCUAGUCAGAUUGGGACUUUAGUAAACGCAACACAGUAAAGUUCACUGCGAAGUAGCACACCAAGGGUUCCUUGCAGACUGGCAGGAAACAGUUAUAAGUAUCGGGCGCAGUAUUACUAGAUUACAGACAUUAGUCUGUAAAGAAGGUCGUAACAAAAAAUAUUUUUGGGACCAUUGGUUUUUUUAUGGAUUUGGACUAAUAUAAAUCUGUAGUUGUUCUUAUUUUAUGAUUCAAAACUAUUUGUUCCUCCAACACCUCACAAACUCUUCCAAUAUCUGACAGAAAUCGCAACUUUUCAACGACACUUAAUAUAUAAAUCUCAAUAGCGUUAUCAAGUAAAUUGUAGUGGAAAUGUGUUCGUUAUGUUAAAUUUAACGCAAACUUUGUGCCGACAAUGCAAUGUGGAUUCGCACCAAAGAUUUGUAAAGCAUGAAAGUUUGUAUUGGUGUAUAUCUAUGGAGUUGCAACGAAACAACUAUCCCAACGCCAACUAGAAAACUUAUGUCGGACACUACGUUGUAACGCAUUUUUAAAACUUUAUGUUGUUUAAGUAGAUAUUACAGCAUGCUGUAAAAAUAUUUUAUAAUAGACUGUUUAUUUAAUCUUUGGGAUAAAUCGUAUCGUUGCAAUAAGUCCAAAAGAAUUAAUGGGACCUGAAUUGAAUUUGAUGUGUAAUCGAUAUUAUAGGUACCAAUUAAAUAAUCUCAUCUCAUAACUUAUAGGUAUGUUAGAAAUCUUCAAUUCCUUUACUUUAAUAUUCUUAUUUUUUAUACUUUCGUCUUGCUUCUGUAUUUUCACUGUGGCCAGUUAUUUUUUAAAUUAUUUCAUAAGUUACACUUGGUUAUUUAAUGCUUAUAUCGCUUCGAAAUUUCGUGUAAUAAUAUAAAGUUAUAUAUCGAUUUCGUCACAUUUUUAUGUUCGAGUCCAACUAAAACAAUAGCAAUAUAUAUAAUGAUUGUUUUUAUGUAAUUAUUAAAAUACUCACUCGAGUCUUGAAACAGCGAGAUUUGAGAUUUCGGUUUGCUUAUACAAACCAAGAAACCGAUACUUAACCUUUAACUAAAGUUACCAUAAAGUUGUUCAAAGCUUAGUUUAAAACAUUAAAAUGUGAAGUCGCUUUAAUUUUUCGAUGUUACCUUAUCGUAUACCUGAUUUUUUUGUUUUAUUUUCAUGUUUUUUUUUGUUUUCAACGUCGGUUUUGACGGUUAAUUUUAAAUUGGGAACAAGUUAUUCGUAGGAAUUGUGAUGUGAUAAAGUGUUAUUGUAAGUUUAUAGAGAACGCUGUCUUCCAUUGCGUUUUCCAAUAGUUUCGACUUAUUUUUUGUAAAUAUAUUUAGUGUUAAGAUGACUACAUGACAAUAUCGUCCUCAUAACGCUGCCGUACGUAAUACGUAAACUUGAACAAAACAUAAAUGUUACUCGAAAUUUUAGUUUUAUGCAAAGAUUGUGAUAUUACGGCGAGAUGCCGAAUUUGCCUUAUUAUAGUUAGAUUUCAAUAUGAUUACUUGUUUUUAUAUUAGCCUUUUAGCGAUGUAACCAAAAUGUAAACAAUAAACUGAUUAAAACCGGAUGUUUACAAUUAUGUUUUGCAGAAGAUAAUAUUCAAUAUAAAUCACAAACAUUAAAAAGCUGAGAGUUAUUGUAAAUAAUAAUUUAGUUGUAAGUAAUUCAAGAGGAGGAAACCUAACUUAAUAUUUGUUGAAAUUUAAUUUUUCGUUAAUUGUAAAUUAAAAAAAAAUAAGUUUAAGUUUUCACAUAGUGUACAAUUUUUUGUAGAUAUUGUUUAGUACAUUAACAUUCUGUAAAAAUGUGUUCUUACUUUAGUAAAUUAAAUAACGAGAAUAUUUUAGUUACA